CUCAUAAUAUAAGUAUUAGUCCAAAACGUACAAAAAUGUAUCAUACCUAGAUAACCAUCCGGAUUGUUCAGUUCACAGUGAUACACUAUACAACUUCAAUUAUGAUGAAAACGAAAUGUUACUAUUUUUUUUUAUCACUUACCCUUGUCAGUUUAUUGACAUUUUCAGCAGUUGACUGUUCUGUUCACAAUCAUCCAUAUGUGAUAGAUGUUAGAUUUACUAACUAUGCCUUCCAACAUUGUUCAGGAGAAACUUUGGCCGUUUUAAUUGAUGUAUUUGUUCGUAGACAACAACUGCCGAUGAGAGAACUAUCUUAUAUGUUUGCUGUACCAGACAAAGCAGAUACUAAUUUACAGCAAUCCAUUGAUCGUGAGGUUGAAAUUCGAAAUGAGUUAUCUAAUAUAUCGACUAUUCCUGAGCCUGUAUUUGACGAAGUUGCAGAUAUUUCUUUAUUAUCAGGUCUUGGAGCUGAAAGAAGAGUUCUGGAUAGAUAUGCUAUGCGGGUUGCAAUAAGAAAACUAUUAAAAAAAAAAACUAUGGAUGAACAAUUGUGUCGCUCGUUAGGAUUACUCAGAAGUGUACUAGACCCAGAAUCAUAUAUAACUUCUUUUCGUAUCCAGUGCGAGACAUGUAUCAUAAUUUCAAGUGCAAGCAACCCUCCAAACAGUAGCAAAUUCAAAUAUAUUGAUGGCGUGCUUUGUCAAGUUCAGAUCGGUGUUACCAAUCGAACAGAACUAUUUUCUUAUGAUCAGUUGCGGUGAUACAGACCAGUAAAAUGUACGAUUUAUAUAUUGCUUAUGAUCAUAUACAAAACGAUAUCGUAUAUUUGAAUACUUUUUAGUAUCAUAUUAUAAUACUUCAAAUAAUGUUUUAAUACCGCACUUACAUACAAUAUAUAAAAAAAAUAUAAAAUGCACUUCAUAAUAAAUAG
This is a messenger RNA of Adelges cooleyi (spruce gall adelgid), 931 nucleotides long. RefSeq lists its product as uncharacterized. Bases 102 to 761 code for a protein of 219 amino acids. The record is from RefSeq and is a predicted model, not a curated record. The transcript is spliced from 11 exons. NCBI's taxonomy places the organism in Eukaryota, Metazoa, Arthropoda, Insecta, Hemiptera, Adelgidae.